This is a messenger RNA of Chiloscyllium plagiosum (whitespotted bambooshark), 1972 nucleotides long. Its product is annotated as tubulin alpha-1A chain. Gene Ontology annotation, biological process: microtubule-based process. NCBI's taxonomy places the organism in Eukaryota, Metazoa, Chordata, Chondrichthyes, Orectolobiformes, Hemiscylliidae. The record is from RefSeq and is a predicted model, not a curated record. Gene Ontology annotation, molecular function: structural constituent of cytoskeleton; GTP binding. Gene Ontology annotation, cellular component: microtubule.
UUUUUUCUUACGACGACCCGUAAAAGUCGCGCUGUAGGAAGAAGUCGCUCAAGCCUUCUCUUUAUUCCAUUUGUUUUGUCUACUACCAAGGACCAGGCAUCAUGCGUGAGUGCAUCAGUAUCCAUGUUGGCCAGGCUGGAGUCCAGAUUGGAAAUGCCUGUUGGGAGCUUUACUGCUUGGAACACGGCAUCCAGCCUGAUGGGCAGAUGCCCAGUGACAAGACCAUCGGAGGUGGAGAUGAUUCCUUCAACACGUUCUUCAGUGAGACUGGAGCAGGCAAACAUGUUCCACGAGCUGUGUUUGUGGACUUGGAGCCAACUGUAAUAGAUGAGGUUCGUACUGGUACAUACCGCCAGCUGUUCCACCCUGAGCAGCUGAUCACUGGGAAGGAAGAUGCAGCCAAUAACUAUGCCCGUGGUCACUACACAAUUGGCAAGGAGAUCAUUGACUUGGUUCUAGACAGAGUCCGUAAACUGGCUGACCAAUGCACAGGUCUGCAAGGUUUCCUGGUCUUCCACAGCUUUGGUGGUGGCACUGGCUCUGGGUUUACAUCUCUUCUGAUGGAACGUCUCUCCGUUGACUAUGGCAAGAAAUCCAAGCUUGAAUUCUCCAUCUACCCAGCUCCCCAGGUGUCCACUGCAGUGGUGGAGCCUUACAAUUCCAUCCUGACAACCCACACUACCCUGGAGCACUCUGAUUGUGCUUUCAUGGUUGACAACGAAGCCAUCUAUGACAUCUGCCGAAGAAACUUAGAUAUUGACCGGCCAACUUACACCAACCUGAACCGAUUAAUAGGCCAGAUAGUGUCCUCUAUCACUGCCUCCCUUCGCUUUGAUGGUGCCCUGAAUGUUGAUCUGACCGAGUUCCAGACCAACUUGGUGCCAUAUCCCCGUAUCCAUUUCCCCUUGGCCACUUAUGCACCAGUUAUCUCUGCUGAGAAGGCAUACCAUGAGCAGCUUUCAGUGUCUGAGAUAACCAAUGCAUGUUUUGAGCCAGCCAACCAGAUGGUCAAAUGUGACCCUCGCCAUGGCAAGUACAUGGCCUGCUGUCUCCUUUACCGGGGUGACGUAGUGCCAAAAGAUGUCAAUGCUGCUAUUGCUACUAUUAAAACUAAACGUACCAUCCAGUUUGUGGAUUGGUGUCCCACUGGUUUUAAGGUUGGUAUUAACUACCAGCCUCCUACUGUGGUUCCUGGAGGUGACUUGGCCAAGGUUCAGCGGGCUGUAUGUAUGUUGAGCAACACCACAGCUGUUGCUGAAGCUUGGGCUCGCCUGGACCACAAGUUUGACCUGAUGUAUGCCAAGCGUGCCUUUGUUCACUGGUAUGUUGGUGAGGGUAUGGAGGAAGGAGAGUUCUCAGAAGCCCGUGAGGAUAUGGCUGCCUUAGAGAAGGAUUAUGAGGAAGUUGGUGUUGACUCUGUCGAAGGGGAAGGAGAGGAGGAAGGGGAAGAAUAUUAACAUGAUUUUGACAUCACAAUAUGGUGCUGCUGUACAGGGAUUCCAGAUUAAAGUAUAAAACAUUGCAUUAAACAUGGUGAAUUGUAACUGCAGGUUAACCAAUUUGAGGGGGUGUGGUCCUUCAAUUUGUUAAUUAUCAGUUACACACUUGCAUAAGUCAUGACCAUUAAUGUUUAAUCACCGGUUUAAUGAUCUUUGCAUUCCAUAUUUAUUUUAUUUUAAAUCUUAUAUUCUAUUGUUUUUUAAAAAACUUUUUUUUCUUCUACCCAAUGUUCCAUCUUGUAUUGUAUUCCACAUCAUAAUGCCAAGCCUUUGCAAUUGACCUCAACUGGUUUUAGGUCAGUGGAUAAUUUGGCUAUUUUUUUUUUUAAAAGUGUGAUUGUGUUUCAACUCUUCCCUUGGUUAUAUUCUAUCACAAUGUACACUUUAAAUCGAGAUUGCAGUGCAGCGAAUCCCUUUACAAAUGUAACUCGUGUUCUGUCUCUUGAUUUAUCAAUAAAAAUCCCUGUUGUCAA